GCAUGUGUGUGUUUUAUCGGACCGAAUGAAAAUGAUGCAAAGUGCGGCCGUCCUACCAACGGAGAGUCCAGUGAAGGGUCUACCGGACAUACUCGGGGUGCCAAUGCAACAGAUUCCCCAGUGCGCCGGCUGCAGUCAACACAUCCUUGAUAAGUUCAUUCUGAAGGUGCUGGAUCGGCAUUGGCACUCAAAAUGUCUUAAGUGCGCUGAUUGUCAAGCAUUGCUGGCAGACAAGUGUUUCUCGCGGGCGGGGAACGUAUACUGCAAAGAGGAUUUCUUUAAGCGUUUUGGAACAAAAUGUGCGUCGUGCCAACAAGGGAUUCCCCCAAAUCAGGUGGUACGAAAAGCCCAGGAUUUUGUGUAUCACCUGCACUGCUUUUCCUGUGUCAUGUGCAGCAGGCAGCUUGCCACAGGAGACGAGUUUUAUCUCAUGGAAGACGGCAGACUGGUGUGCAAGGAGGAUUAUGAGACGGCCAAACAGAACGAUGACUCAGAGGCAGGCGCAAAGCGUCCCAGAACCACAAUCACAGCUAAACAGCUGGAGACCCUUAAAAACGCGUAUAAAAACUCCCCUAAGCCAGCACGACAUGUCAGAGAGCAGCUUUCCUCCGAGACGGGUCUGGACAUGCGAGUGGUUCAGGUCUGGUUCCAGAACAGACGGGCGAAGGAGAAACGGCUGAAGAAAGACGCGGGUCGGCAUCGCUGGGGUCAGUUCUACAAAAGCGUCAAACGCAGCCGAGAUUCCAGCAAGACAGAGAAGGAGAGUUCGACAGAGGACGCCGGAUUAAGCGACAGUGAACUCUGUUUCAGAGAAGACCAGAUCCUCUCCGACCUUGGCCAUGCCAAUGGGCUGUAUGGAAGCGCGGGCGACGUAGCCAAUGGGAACGUGUUAAACGGAAGUUUCUCCCUGGAGGGGGCGGGACAGCCUUAUCAUGACUUGCGGGCGGGCAGCCCUUACGGCCUACCCCAGUCUCCUUCAUCUAUCGCCUCACUGCCUGGCCACACCCCCCUACUAAACAACCUCAGCUUCACCAUGGACGGCCUCAUGGCCCAGGGAGGGCAAGCCGGGGUUGGCCAGGCGCUGCGAGCCAUGGCUGGAGGCCCCACCUCUGACCUAUCGACAGGAAGUAGCACGGGCUACCCUGACUUUCCCACCAGUCCUGCUUCCUGGCUGGAUGAGAUGGAACAUUCCCAGUUCUGA
Messenger RNA from Chanos chanos (milkfish), 1201 nucleotides. RefSeq names its product LIM homeobox 4 (gene lhx4). The record is from RefSeq and is a predicted model, not a curated record. Gene Ontology annotation, biological process: neuron differentiation; regulation of transcription by RNA polymerase II. Gene Ontology annotation, molecular function: RNA polymerase II transcription regulatory region sequence-specific DNA binding; DNA-binding transcription factor activity, RNA polymerase II-specific; zinc ion binding. Gene Ontology annotation, cellular component: nucleus. NCBI's taxonomy places the organism in Eukaryota, Metazoa, Chordata, Actinopteri, Gonorynchiformes, Chanidae. The transcript has 6 exons. The coding region runs from base 26 to 1201 and encodes 391 amino acids.